Messenger RNA from Tribolium madens (black flour beetle), 6330 nucleotides. It is a transcript of the gene ana3, whose product is annotated as rotatin. NCBI's taxonomy places the organism in Eukaryota, Metazoa, Arthropoda, Insecta, Coleoptera, Tenebrionidae. Gene Ontology annotation, cellular component: centriole; ciliary basal body; centrosome. Gene Ontology annotation, biological process: centriole-centriole cohesion; ciliary basal body organization; centriole replication. The record is from RefSeq and is a predicted model, not a curated record. The transcript has 23 exons. The coding region runs from base 123 to 6251 and encodes 2042 amino acids.
UAAACUUUCAAAUGCGCAGAGGGCGCCACCGAAGCCCGCCAAAGAAAGUUUUGUUUACAAUUUAAUUUUGCGAUUUUGCGUUUUCUACAAGUUUUUACACAACAAUACGACAGAAACUUUAAAUGGCCGAGAAAUGUGUAUCAUCUUUUCACAUCCAAAAGCUUGGGCACGAAAUUCAGGAAAUCCGAGAACGGGCUCUCCUCAAUAUAAUCUCAAAACUGGACCACGGAUUCGAGUUCGACAACCCCUUGGCUCGAAGUCGUGAGAUUUUAACGAAAUUGUUUGAAUGGUUUUUAUUUGAACCCUGUACUAAACAGGACCUUGUCUUCGGCCUUAUUAAACAUAUUCUCGAGUCAACAAGUGGCAAGACGUUAUUAAGCCACCAUGGCCCCACACCGUUUAAAAAAGAAAUCGCACAAAUCCGGUCUUACAUUGAACCCAAAUACCACCAUCAACUCGAGGAAAUUUUACAAGUUUUGGACAGAAGUAGCGUGUUUGUGCCUCCACUGGAGACCGACGUGCCCCUCAGCUACAGGACGGGUCAAUCCGAGCCUGUGGGGAGCACGGCAACCCCCAUUGAGGGGUUCGUCCACCAGGAUGCUUCCGUACACCAACACAACACGCCCCGGAAAUUAGAUAGCCCCCAUUCAAACCACCAAAUUGACCCUCUAAAGUGGCAAAUGUUGAUUGAAACCGACCGACAAGUGUUACAAUCGAUUGAAAAUUCACUCAUAAACCCCCCACAACCCGCAUCGUUGCUCCACUCGGCCGAGUUUUUCUCAAACGUGCUUUUACGCGAUUUUCCGGCCGAAGUUUUCCUCCAAAGACCCACAAUCACCACUGCAUUUUAUGACUUAAUCAACAAUUGCACGUCCACAAGAGUCACAAAUUCGGUCCUCAACUGUCUAAACCAACUAACAAAAGCGCUACAAGUCAGAAUUAAUCACUACAAUGAUCCUUGUUUGUCCACAAGUAAGGAAAAUACCCAAUCAAGAGCAUCGACGCCGAUCACGUGGUCGAAAUCAAGCCUCUCCAGCCGGUCACGUGACGAAACCGAACGACUUGAAAACGUCGACUAUUUAAAAACGCAACAAAUUUCCUUUCCCCGCUUUUGUUUUAUGAAUUUCAGGUGUAUUUUGAAGUUUUUGUGUGUCAAACCGGAAAGUAUUAGGUCAAGUGGGCGGAGACACAAUCAGAGAGGCAUUAAUCAGGCUUUGGACUUGCUAGAGGAGCUUUUAAACUUGUUGAAUUUAGUCGUGGGGCCCGACAUUUGGACUGAGGAGGCUCAGACGCCCCAAAUUCACGAAAUUCGGAGACAAAUGAAUGAUGUUUUGGUCGAUUACGGAGACGCUUUGGAGUUUUUCAGAGUUGAGGCCGCUGGUGACGACUCGAAUUUGCAAAAUAGAGUUACUCAAUUGUGUGUUUUGCAUAAUUGUAGCGAGUUUUUGGCCCGAUUUGUGCCCUUGGAGCAAACCGGGAUUAUUCUCCCGAGAAAUUUGAAAAAUUCGCUCGCUGAUAGUCUCGUUGAUGUCACAUUACUGAAACUAUAUCCUGAUUUGUACAAUAUUCUCCUCAAUUAUGUCCAAAGUUUCAAAGUGGGCCUCGACAGUGACUCUAUAGUAAAAUACCACGAAACGAAGCGCGUCUGUGAUAGCAUGACCUCUGCCGUUGAAUUUAUGAGGCAAUAUCGUAGUUUAAAUGCCCACGAAGGCAUAAUUUUGGCCGAAAAGUCUCUACCAUGCCUUGAAUUUCACCAAGAUUUGACGUUUGUAAAACAAGUGAUUGAUUUAAGUGCCAAUAAACUACCCCUCUACCCCAGCGACGACACAUUAUCCGAAACAUUUGAAACCGUCAUUUUGAAAUUGUUGGGGCACAAUUUAGAGACAGUCCGGGAAGAGACCUACAAGUUAUGUCAAAAACGCAUAAUUGAGACAAUCGGGCCCAAAUUAAACAAGUCCGGGACUGGCAUGCCGGGCUCUCAGAUUUUGUUUCUCUGUCGAAAUAAAAUCUUAGUUGAAAUAGCGUGCCAUGGAUUGACUAGUGACAAUCCACAGAUACGUAAUUCUUCCGAAAACAUUUUAAUCCACUUAAUUAAGUGUAAAAUACUCGUUUCGGGUGAUAUUUGGGAUAAAAUAGUCGAGGCGUUAAUCGGCUCAUUACCGGUCUUGUUAUGUCACGUGACCAAAAAAGAAUCGCUCGGCCGCAGCCUGCUCGAUAUUACCGACCCCGACACGGCUGAGACUUUAUUUUUGCCAAAAAGUGAGGUGGUCAAAGCCAAUAUUUGUUUGUUGUUCACUGACGAAAGUCAAGUCCGUGAGGAGGCUUUCUCGCGUCUUUGUUGGCUUCUAGCCGCGCAAACCGACUCGAAAGAGAUGCUACCAAGACUGAACAAUCUCUACGACAAGGCCCUACCCAACGUGUGUCAAAUUCAGCGACUUUUCGACGUUAAUAAAAAUCGAACCACGCAACAUUUCUACCAACCGAGUAGUUUGCACCAAGUUUUGGAGCUUUUAAAAUCGGAGAAUGUCGAACCGGUGAUUCGCAGAUCGGCUCUGACUCAAAUCAGUGUCAUGAUGGAAGAUUCUUUACUACAUUCCACUUUUUUGGCUCACAAUGGAAUUGAGAUUUUAUUAAGUGUGGUCAAGUCGGCUUUGACUGAGAAAAAUUUCAUGGAUUAUCCCGAUUCGGUGAUUCCCGCAGUCGCCAUUUUGAAAAACUUGUGUUUGUUCCAGACGAGUGCGAGGCAGUGCUUCGCUGAAAACAUCGAUGUUUUUUACAAUGUUUUACGAAGUUUAUUUAUGUUUUUCACCGGGGAUAAGUUGAGGCACGAUGCCGUUUGUCUUUUGUUUCUCUUGUGUUUCAACGAGUUUAUCAAAGGGACUCCGGCUAAGGCGAAUUUUUCAGUGCCUCACUUGAUUAGUGCGAAAUUACACGUACCGUUUGUGUGCAACUCUCACUGGGAGAUUAGUAAUUAUUAUGAGGCAAGCCUCGUGGAAUUGUUGGCUUCAGAUCCGUCCUGUUUUACCUCAAUUCAGAUACAGUGGAAUUGUGAAAUUUUCGGCGGUUUGGACGAAUUAUUAUCGAUGAAACGAAUCGAUUAUGAUGGGAAAAAUAUUGUGGAGGGGUUGAGGUUGAGGCAGUACGAUUUGGCGAUUUUGCAAGCCUCUAGUGUUGAUUUUUACGUGAGGCACCACUUGAUUGAGGUACAAAACGGGACGAUGCACGAAUGCGUUAUCAACACGAUAAAUAAAUUAACAACGUACGUGAUUUUGAGCAAAUUAAUACCGAAACAAGACACGUUUUUGGACCAUCCUUGGGAGGGCACAUUUUCGCGCUUUUUGAAAAUCCUGCCGUCGAGUGAGGACGACACGAAGCUGCUAAGUCACGUCUUGAAGUUUUUGCUACAUUUGGCCCCAUUUUACAAGUCUUCAGAGAAACCGUUUUGGCUCAUCCAAAUACUCAAAAACCCAUCAACGUGUCUCCUUGAUUUGAUAACAGUAGAGCCGUCAUCAAGUGACGAUUUAAAAAACUUGAGUCAGGAUUUAUUAAAUUUGGUUACUUUGUGUGCCACACAAGAACAACAUUUUUUGGAUUAUUACAACUAUUCCGGCUCAAAAGUGCCACAAACUGGUCAAACGUCGUGGAUUAAUGUCAUUGAGAUAAUCUCAAAUUGUUUAAAAUUCACCGACAGCAGCCACUUUUACAACCUUUCUUAUUUGGACUCGUUACUCGCAUGUUUGGUACACCUGACGGCCAGUUUGGGGUGGAGCGGCUCGAAACCUAACUCACACCCGAAAAAACUCCUCUCCGAAUUGGUUUCAUCCUUGUGUGAAUUGGUUGUCGUGUUUCAUUGUAGCAAAGGCCAAACGGCCACGGUCUCAGUCAUGGGUUUGAGUAUCACUCGGAAUGUUAUUUUGAUACUCAACCAUCUCGUGGCCGAAAUGCACAACUCGAAACUCAAAAAUUGGGAACGUUGUUUCCUCGACGUGGACGAAAACGAUUGGUUGAAAAGUUUUCUAGUGUUGUGGUCGAGUAGGGAUGUGUUAUUGCGAGCUGGAGCUUUGCAAUUAUUUGCAGGAUUGGCAAAAUCACCGAUGAUUGCCAUCAACAUUGUCAAUGAGUUAAAAAAUGACAAUCACGUGUGGGACUUGGCACUGAGUGUUUUAUUAGAGCACGAAGAGGCGAGUGUCGUAAGGGAGAAUUGCGCAUUCUUAUUGGCGAAUUUAUUGGGACACUCUGUAGAUUCAGAUACGACAAUGAUAUUGACCAGUCUUGUACCAAACACCAUGCGAAAGGGCAAAGACGAGGUUACUACAAUUUUUGAGUUAUUCGAGGACUAUCAAUUUUAUAAAAACUUGGUUAUUAUUUUGACGCGACUUUAUACACUCAAUAUUAGUAAUUUUGAUACUCAAAGUGUGUCACAAGUGUGCUGUGAUGACUCCUCGAGUAGUAGUACCAACAGUACGGCCCAGACUUUCGCACCAGUGGCGCCAUCUUUAGUUAAAAGUUUAGCUAACUUACUUUUAAGUUUAUUUAACUUGAAUGAGGAGCGGUUAAGUUACAAAUUACAGGAUUUUGGGAUUAUUAAAUUGUUGCUUAAGGCCGUUUGUAAUCCCAGUAUGAGUAUCAACGAUACGAAAAAAUUGUCUCUCUAUUGUGAAAUUGUCGAAAUGGAUGCCACUAUUUGUACUUUAUUAAGUCACGUGGUUUGUGUCAAUACGACUUGCCUGGGUACUGUUCUACACACUAGGGAUUGUUUGACAGUUUUGUUGUCACUACUAAAUCCAAAACUAUAUCAUACGCAUCUGCCCCAAUUGUUGUGUUUGCGUAACCGACUUUGGAGCGAGAUUUUCCGACUUUUGUCGAUCCUCACAUCGGCUGGGAAUUUCGACCAAUCAGCGCUCCGUAUUUUGAGCGAAACAAUUGAAGAGUCGGGUGCACCAUUUGUCGAGACUGUAUGCGAGGCAGCGAAAAGUCUGGCUUUUGACGAUUUGCAGACCUCGGCCCUGUUGUCACUCACCGCAUUGUCGUCACAUAUGCAACAUUUGUUGGAUUCGCCCCAAAAUGGGGCGUGUGUUGCGGAAAUUUUGCUGAAUUUGUACGAAUUGUGCGAUUUGAAAGCGUCGAAAGGUUUAGUUCGGAAGAAGUCCGUUAUUACGGGGGCGCUAACGUCGGUAUUGGGGGUGUCACACGAGGCGAAAAAGUACGCGAUGGGGGCAGGCCUGCCAACUGUUAUUGUUAAACAAUUGAAGGAGUUUCAUCUCAAGUUGGGUUUGGAGUCUGUCGAUUGUUUGCGGCGAGUUUUAGAGAAAAAACGAGUCUGUCCGGUGUUGAAAGACUUGGAUGAGUUGGUGGGUUUGGUCACAAAUUUCAUGGUGGGUGAUGGAAGUGUCAAAGAUAAAUUUGCUCAAUUGGGUUUGAGCGAUUUCGUCCAUAAAUUAUGGGUAUGGUUUGCGUUACAAAACGGCCAUUUUGUCAACGUUUUGAAAAUGUUGGCAACAUUUACAGCGGAUUGUGUGACAGCUUGUCAAAGUUUGCCGUUGACGAGUUCAGUUGCCGGCACUGGGCCUCGAAAGAUACCAACCAAAAUCUCCUUACUUCAUGUCAUUAUCAGCUUGAUUGAUAAGGAAAUGGAGCAAGUGAGUAGGACUCACAAUUUGAGUGUUCUUGAACUGUGUUUCGUCAUUUUGAAAAACUGUUGCUCGGUUUUAGAGUGUCGAAUUUUAAUUUGUAAAAGCCCAUUUUUGAAUAGUGUAGGCCGUUUACACCCCGCCAUUACCAAAAAACAGAAGCCUUGGGACUUCGUCGAGUCACUGUGGUUGGAAUUUUUGCAAAUUUUUUCGCUAUAUCCGGAAGGGCAAUCACACAUUGCCAAAAACGGCGAAGCUUUCGAUUUAAUUUUAACUCUGACCUCCGGUAAACUACCGAAUCGGACAACCGCGCUUUUGGUUUUGAGGAACAUAGCGUUCUACCAACCUAAUCGGUCGAGACUGUUGACGUCAGCCGAAUUUCUGAAUUUGUUGAAAGGCAAAUUAGCGAAUGGUACUCGGGAGGAGAAAGCGGCUGUUGUUUUAACCAUGUGGUCUCUUUCUGCCAACAACCAGAAGGCAAAAAUCGCUUUCAAAGCUGCGAAAUUGGACACGCAGUUAGAGCAAAUGUUGAAACAUUACCAGUUGUCGUCAGAGGUACCAGAUGAGGAAAUUGAGACAGCAAAAUAUGUUUUAAGUGUGAUUGGGGACAGGGAUUUAUGAUGUUUUUACUUUUGUACUCAUUUUAUUUCUAACGUAAGUGUAAUAAUUAAACUUUUAACUCAUUUGUAUAUUGCGUAAA